GGUAAUUUUUGACAUGUUGAUUUCUGACCAAAUCCAUACAUAUAAAACUGGUAUGGAAGUUGCGCAAAACUUGUUUCUUUGAUUUUUAUUUUUAUAUACACAAAUAAUAAUUAUUAAUAAAAAAAAAAAUAAUAAUUAAUUUGUUAAAUAUAAUAUAGAGAUUAGGAAAAAAAUAUUUAAUGGCGGACGACGAGCAAGACCCUAAGGAAUAUCGGUGGGAGACGGGUUACGAGAAAACAUGGGAGGCUAUAAAAGAAGAUGAAGAUGGUUUAGUGGAAGGUUUAGUGGCAGAGUUUGCACAAAAAGCUGCCCGUAAGGCUGCAGCGCCUCGACGUGGUCCCAUCAGGCUUGGUAUGAUGAGACAUCUCCUUGUAGCCAUAGAUUGUUCUGAUGCUAUGAAUUCACAGGAUUUAAAACCAUCAAGAUUUCUAUGUACUUUGAAGCUCUUGCAGAAGUUUAUUGAAGAGUUUUUUGAUCAAAAUCCUUUAAGUCAACUUGGCGUAGUAGCAUUGAAGAACAAAAGAGCUGAGAAAAUAACUGAUCUGUCAGGCAAUGUGAGAAAACAUAUAAAAGCCGUGGAGAGUUUAUCAAGUAUAGCUUUGGUCGGUGAGCCAUCUUUACAAAACACACUUGAAUAUGCAGGGAGGGUUCUGAGACCAUUGCCAGCACAUGCAUCAAGAGAACUCCUAGUAUUAUUUGCAUCACUUACAACUUGUGACCCUGGUGAUAUAAAUACUACUAUUCAAGCCCUGAAAACAGAUGGAAUCAGAUGUUCUGUAAUUGGACUAGCAGCUGAAGUAAGAAUUUGUAAAAAAUUGUGUCAAGACACUGGUGGUGAAUAUGGGGUGGUUCUGGACGACGUGCACUACCGGUCGCUGCUGCUGGAGCGCACGAGCCCGCCCGCGCAGGCGGCGUCGCGGCCGCUGCACGCCGGGCUCGUCAAGAUGGGCUUCCCGCACUGUGCACCACCCGACGCCUCCUCCGACCCCGCCACCAACGCCGACCCACCUAUCACAUUUUGCAUGUGCCACUUAGAAGAGGGCGAAGGCGUGGGCGGUGAAGGUCACCUGUGCCCGCAGUGCCGCAGUAAGUACUGCUCGCUGCCGGCGCAGUGCCGCACCUGCGGCCUCACACUCGCCUCCGCGCCACAUCUCGCUAGGUCCUACCAUCAUUUGUUUCCAGUUGAGGCAUAUGAAGAGUUAAAAAAUGAAGGACAAGCCCAAUGUUGCUUCGCUUGCUUAAGAACAUUUACUGAUUUGGAUAAACAGAUAUACCGCUGCAACCGGUGCACGGAGUACUACUGCUGGGAGUGCGAGGGCGCGGUGAGCGGGUCGCUGCACGUGUGCCCGGGCUGCGCUUCACGCCCGCACCUCUACCAGCGCCUGCCCUCCGCCGACCCGCAGCCGCAGCCGCAGCCGCAACCGCAGCCGCAGCCGCAGCCGCAGCCGCAGCCGCAGCCCCAGUCCCAGCUCGUACAGCCGCUCGGCUGAACGCGUUCGAUCAUUGGGGAUGUACAUUAAUUAUAUGAGAUUUUUUUUCAAAUCGUUUUUUCUAUUUCGGUUUAAAUUUAGUGAGACGUGAUAAAAUCUUUUCAGCUAUGAUGAUUUUUUUUCAUACUUAUUUCUCUUCCUCUUUGGUUAGAUUUAGUGGGAUGUGAUAAGAUCUCUUCUGCCGUGAUGAUUUUUGCAAAUAUGUUUUUCUUCUUUCUCAGUUGAAUUUAUAAUAAGAUAAUUUUAUGAAUAUACAAUGCAAAUUUUAUUAUGUACUGUAUAUAUAAAUUUACCGAAAAAAAUGUAUAUAAAUGAGUAUAAAACUCAUACGUAAAUAUGUUGCGUGGUUCAGAAGUAAGCUGAGUAGCAGACACGCGAACAAGACUGUUUUAUACCCUUUAGUUAGAAGUUCACAUUCAGUCAGUCGGAACUAAAUUAUCAUUAUGUGCUCAUAAAUGUGAACUUCUACAAUGUUAUUUAUUGUAUAAAAUUGAAUUAAGAGAUUAAAUAAUUUUUUUUAAAAGAAAACAUGUAUAUUUAUUUAUUAUUUAUACAUAUAUAUAUUUUUAUCACAAUUUGUAAAAUUCUAUUAAUGUGAUUACAAAAUAAUUUCUUACUAAGUACACGCAGUUGGUUUACUACAUUAAAAUUACAUAUGUACUUAACGACACGACCAUUAAUAUAGAUCACAGAUAAAAAUCUCGUAAUACAAAAUGAUUUUCCCAUGUAUAUUCUGACACUGAACUUACGUAUCUAUGUAUACAGGCUGUAACGGAAAAGGUAUAACAAUAUGGAUAGUUUCUCCAAGGAACAUGGUGCGAUCAUGUGAUCGUAUUCACCUUUGUAUCGUUUAAGAAGAUAGACAUUUUCAAUUUUAUUGCCUUUUUUUUUGUGUAAGUUAAGCGAUAUUUUUCACCAAUACAGCGAUACUGAUUUUGAUAAUUUUUUUUGCCUUAAAUAUAUCUUACUCGUGUUAGUCCCAUAUAAAUUUUGUCAUGAUUAAAGUUUAUAUUUUGUUAAAUAAAUUUAUAAACACAAUUUCAUAUUGUGAGCCAUGUUUUUUAGAGAUAUAUAUCUUGUUUCACGAGUACUUAUCACUGGCAUUCAAAUUGUGAGACCCUUUCUCUUACAUCUGUAUAAUUUAACACAUAACGAGACAAAUACAAAUUGUAUUGUCAUUGUUAUCUGUAACAUUUAUAUUUUACUUAAAUGCACCA
This is a messenger RNA of Galleria mellonella (greater wax moth), 2707 nucleotides long. It is a transcript of the gene Ssl1, whose product is annotated as general transcription factor IIH subunit 2. Gene Ontology annotation, biological process: nucleotide-excision repair; DNA-templated transcription; regulation of transcription by RNA polymerase II. NCBI's taxonomy places the organism in Eukaryota, Metazoa, Arthropoda, Insecta, Lepidoptera, Pyralidae. The coding region runs from base 180 to 1490 and encodes 436 amino acids. Gene Ontology annotation, cellular component: transcription factor TFIIH holo complex; transcription factor TFIIH core complex. The transcript is spliced from 9 exons. The record is from RefSeq and is a predicted model, not a curated record. Gene Ontology annotation, molecular function: zinc ion binding.